CAUUGGUGGAGGUGGGGCCCCGGCGCACGCACUUUUCCUGCGUUUGUAGCGGCGCGGCGGCCCCAGGGACUGUCUCCGGUGAGGGCCCGCGGCAUGGCCAGGCCGCGCCUGCUGUCGCCGGGGCUCCCGUUGCGGCUGCUGCUGCUGCUGCUGCUGCUCCCGCCGCUGCUGCCGCCGGUGCUGCUGCUCCCGCCAGGCAAAGCCGCCCCGUCCCGCUGCCGUCCGGACCAGCUCCAGUGCGGGCCCGCCGCCCCCUGCUUCCCCGGCGACUGGCGCUGCGACGGCCACCCCGACUGCGACGACGGCGRGGACGAGUGGGGCUGCGAGACGGCGACCUCGGCCGAACCGAGUCCCAGCGUCCCCGAGGUGACCCUGCCGAGGAGCUCGGCGGUGUCGCUUGCCGACAGCGCAGAGGCUUCAGCCACGCCUGAGCCUGAGSUCUGUGUGCCAUCAAAGAGUCAAGGUUACACAUGGAUUUUGAUUGUUGCAGGGCUCCUGAGCAUCCUGGUAGCUGCAGGUUCUGUUGCUGUGUGGGKUCUGUCCAAAGCAAAAAGUAUAUCUAACACCUUGAGUCUUGAAAAAGCAUCCAGGGAGCAGCUGAUGCCUGACAAGAGCCAGACAGGCUCCUCGCCCUGAAAGGGAUCCUUAUCCCGAGGUGAUACAGUGUGACUAGCCUGGUCUGUCUCCUGCUUACCACAGAGCCUGACUAAAUUGGACAUCAGCACUCAAAUCUGUUGUUGUUACACUGGAAUACCAAGAGGAUGCUCCCUUUGGAAAUGGGUCUUAGAUUGUGGGACUACCUUGGCUCCAGAAAUAGCACAGGACCUUCCCUGGCACUGUGGCAUCAGCCCUCCCAAAGGUGGUAGAAAUGUCUUCAUUGUUCUGGGUGACAGUUGUUGAUGCUGAUGCCCACCAGUGUGGCCUUGGAACUGAAGAUGUUUUUCUCCUUGAAAUGCCAUGUGCUGUUCCRCUGUCUCCUUCCACUUCCAGCCAARAUCCUUUUUUCAUCUGCCCCAUUCUUCCCCCUGGAUUUUGUCAGGGAACAGGAGCUUUCUCACCCAUAUCUGUAGCUGCUCACUGGCUGCACAGAUCAGACAAAUACUCCAUGUUUGCACUGCUGUUYGAUGCUGCUCAGUCCCAUGCACAGGAGGCUUUUCCUGACAGUCCCACUGUGGGGGGUGACAGUUGCUCUGUCUUUGCUGUGCUGUCACCCGAGCCGACWUGGGGCAAGGAGCUUCUCAUCCCCAGGCAGGCAGCUCCUCUCACACUCCCUUCCACAAGCAUCUCCACCUCGGCAGAUCUGCUCUGCCCACCCCAGAGCUGAAYGCUGCAUGGGGCUCAUCUCAACACUCUUAACGGUGCCUUCCUUAAAACUGUUCUGACAUGAGUAGUGUCCCUUGAGAUCCGUACUGGGACCAAUGCUAUUCCAUGUUGUCAGCAGAGGUGUGUAGAGUGGGAUCAAGUGGACCUGGUCUGAGGAUUGAGACCAGGCUGAGGAGUGCAGCUGGGGGAGGGGGAUGUCAGCCAGAGGGACCUUCUGGCCCACAGGAACCUCAUGGAGUUUGAUAAGGUCAAGUGCAAGGUCCUGCACCUUUGUUAGGGCAAACCCUGAAGAGAUGGCUCUGGGGAGCCUUCUUGUAUCUUGUCCAWAUCUAAGGGGGGAUUGUAAGAAAGAUGGAGAGGGGCUUUUCAUCAAUGACAAGGGGCAGCAGUUACAAACUGACAGAGGGUGGGCUUAGGUGGGACAUAAAGGAAAGAGGGUUUUAUGGUGAGGGUGGUAAGACCCUGGCACACAUUGCCCAGAGUAGUUGUGACUGCUCCAUCCCUGGGACAGGGCUCUGACCAUCUUGGUCUAGUGGGGAUGUCCCUGGAAAUAAGCCAUAUCUUGGGUCAGACACUGUCUGUGCAGCACGUGGAGCCCCAGGCAAAGGACUCGGUGCUGUGCACCUCUCAGAACCAACCAUGAAGGGGCAGAUUAGUGCCCAGUGCCUGUAGUUCAGCAUCAGCCACGUGUACCUUGARCAAGUGUUCACUAAGUCCAUCAAGCUGCUGCCUUGGCUGCUGACCUCUGUGCCUUGAAGGUGGGAACUUGGAUUGCCAAGGAGACACCAGUCAGCCUUGGAGCAGGAGUCUUCUGCUCCUGAAUAGUGUGUGAGUGCUGCCUUACCCCACGGGAAAAACUUCUAUAUGUGGUAUGGAGUUCYGAGUUGUUCCAGGGCUGCUAUUUUUAGUACCAAGGAGUCAUUUGCAAGGGCACACACAACCUGUUUCCAUAGGGACAGGUGCAGAUAGCUGUGGUGACUGACAUAGRAGAAUAAAGAAUGUGAAAUAAACAAGUUCUGGAGUUUUUA
This is a messenger RNA of Malurus melanocephalus (red-backed fairy wren), 2351 nucleotides long. It is a transcript of the gene CD320, whose product is annotated as CD320 molecule. Lineage: Eukaryota; Metazoa; Chordata; Aves; Passeriformes; Maluridae. Gene Ontology annotation, molecular function: protein binding. The record is from RefSeq and is a predicted model, not a curated record. The coding region runs from base 94 to 636 and encodes 180 amino acids. The transcript has 5 exons.